GCACAAGCUCUCCACAAGCUCCGUUACCUGUCGCUUGCUCCCUCCUAACGGUCGCAAUGGCCCGCGCGUGUGCUUGGUUACACCUAUCUUCCUUAUCGCAGUCUCUCCUCCCCGGCGCCUAUCUCCGGCGAGCUCCUCCGAGCUCGUCUAUGCUGCCCAGUCGUCUCUAUUCCCCUGCGAGGCUUGUCCCGCUCUCCAACAGGUCCAAGCUGCCGUUAACUGCUUCUCGAGCGCAUGCCCGGCGAGGCCCCUCACUCAAGGAAAAUGGAGUCGCUUCGGCUGCUGAUCUUCAAUUUGAAGCUCCUCUGAAGAUAGUGGAGUAUCCGGACCCUAUACUGAGAGCAAAGAACAAGCGGAUUGGCACAUUUGACGAUAACCUGAAGAAGCUAGUGGAUGAGAUGUUCGACGUUAUGUACAAAACUGAUGGGAUAGGGCUCUCAGCUCCCCAAGUUGGAAUCAACGUUCAGCUCAUGGUGUUUAACCCAGUUGGCGAGCGUGGUGAGGGCGAGGAGAUCGUUCUUGUGAACCCUAGGGUCGGAAGAUACUCCAAAAAGACGGUGCUCUUCAAUGAAGGCUGCCUCUCCUUCCCUGGAAUCUAUGCUGAUGUGCAGCGGCCAGAAUCUGUGAAGAUUGAUGCCCACGACAUUUCCGGCGCGAGGUUUACAUUUGAUUUGUCAGGUCUACCUGCACGUGUGUUCCAACAUGAAUUUGACCAUUUAAAGGGGAUUGUUUUCUUUGAUCGAAUGACUGAAGAAGUCGUUGAAAGUAUCCGAGCAGAUUUGCAGGCCUUAGAAAAGAAGUAUGAGGCCAAGACAGGGCGACCUAGUCCUGAACGGAUAGAAACCCGUAAGAAGAAAGUUGCUGUCGGUUUUGGGAAGUCAUGAUUAUCAUUUGGUUCGCUUACCAUUCACUCUUUGCAAAAUCAAUUUUUAGUAUAUAUAGGCUUUUAUGUACACUCAAUUUAUGUGCCUACAGGACCUUGUUGGCCUGAUUGGAAGCAUAAUAUGCAUUAAGCAUGGAAUGAAAUAAACGAUGUGCUAUGAAGAUGCUUGGAGCAUUAAAUCCUUCCUCCCUGCAGAAGUGCAGAAGCUGAUGAAUGAUGUAUAGACGAUGUGCUACAAGUCAACCUUUGCUGAGGAGAUAGUUAGGUCAAGAAAAAGCAAAAAGGAAAGAGAGAGAGAGAGAGAGAGAGAGAAGAGUAUGUUAUUGUCGAUUUACCUGCAUAUUAUUCGUUUCUAAGAGCUUUUGGUGAAACUGAGGCCGGCUCUUGCAGUAAACAAAUCUUGGGGAAAUUGUGUUUGGUUCCUCUCUUUGUUAUUACUCUGAAUAUAGUGAAGUGUGUGAGUUUUCAGUGAGCGUGGCAUGUAACAAAACAUGUUGUACUUUUUAAAUUUAGGAAUUUUCUUUUCAUAGUAGUAA
Punica granatum (pomegranate) is the source of this 1419-nucleotide messenger RNA. The record is from RefSeq and is a predicted model, not a curated record. NCBI's taxonomy places the organism in Eukaryota, Viridiplantae, Streptophyta, Magnoliopsida, Myrtales, Lythraceae.